UGUAUAUAAAGCCAGCGAUACCGUGCUGGCCUCCAGUCGAGCCUCUCGGAAUCGGUGUCUUGCUAUAUCCAUUCAUCAGACUUGGGAUCGGCCUUUUCGAUUAGCUAGACGAGCGCGUCAAGAGUCAACAACACCUAAAGCAAUGCGGCGCUCAAUCAUCUUUUGCUUCUUUGCCGCCUUCGGCGGCUGGGUCUUUGGUUACGAUGUGAGCUUCCAGCCUAUCUUUAAUCUCUGAACGCAACGUGACCAAUUGUCUUCGAUAGAUCGGUUACAUCUCAGGAUGCCUCAUCAUGCCAAACUUUAUCGAGCACAUGGGCCAAGACGACGGUACCGGCGCCUACAUUCUCUCCUCCCAACGCCAGAGUAUCAUCACCUCCCUUCUAUCGGCCGGAACAUUCUUUGGGGCUUUGCUUCAGAGUUUUACGAGUGAUAGAUUGGGUAGGAAGGGUAGUAUCUUAUUCUGGUCUGCUAUUUUUACGGUUGGCAUCAUCGUACAGGUUUCUUCUUUCGGUCUCGCCCAGAUCACUGUCGGCCGGUUCAUCGCCGGACUCGGUGUGGGUGCUCUCUCAGCCAUCGUACCCCUCUACAUUGGCGAAGCAGCCCCCAAGAAACUCCGUGGCUCCCUCCUAGUCUUGUACCAAGUCCAAAUCGCUUCCGGACUCUUCCUCGCCUACAUCAUUGACCUCGGAACGCACCAUCUGAAAUCUUCCGCAUCAUGGCGUAUCCCCGUAGGCCUCCAGCUCGUCUGGGGUGCAUUCCUCAUGAUCGGCGGUGCUCUCUUGCCCGAAUCGCCGCGUCUCCUCUUGGGUAGAGGCGAUAAGGAGAAGGCCAUGAAAGCGAUAGCCGUGCUUAAUGACUGUAAAGUCGAUGAUGCCCUUACGCGGGAUGUGAUGAUGGAGCUCGAAGAUGCUAUUAGGGAAGAGAACGAAGGUGGGCAAGCGGGGUGGCUGGAAUGCUUCAGUAUUAGGAGUAUGAUGUGGAAGAGGACGUUGAAUGGGUGUAUGGUGCAGUUCUUGCAGCAGAUGAAUGGUCAGAACUUCUACUACUACUUUGGCCCCGUCUUUUUCGAAGCUGCAGGUACCGAGCUCUCCUCCUACUCCAUCCAAGCCAUCCUCGGCGGCGUCUCCCUCGCCAUGGUCAUCCCCGCCAUGUGGACAAUCGAACACGUCGGCCGUCGAAACUCUCUCCUCAUCGGCGCCGCCGCCCAAGCCGUCUGCGCCCUCAUUGCCGGUCUCGUCGGGCACUAUUUCACCGACGUCGCCGGCGUGUCGGAGAGUCAAGAGCAGACGGGCGGGAAAGUGUUGGUGGCGUUUGCGGUGAUGCAUGUUGCGAUGUAUAGUCUGUUUUGGGGCCCGACGCCGUGGGUUAUCCUUGGGGAGACUUUCCCGUUGAGGGUGAGGCCCAAGUGUAUUGCACUUGCUGCUUCUGUCAAUUGGCUCUGGAAUUUCCUAUUGUCUUACUUUUCACCUCUUAUUACCGACGACAUCGGUCCUUUAAUUCUGAUGAUCUUCUUCGGCUGCCUCGUUGGCGCAUUCGUCUACGUCUACUUCAUGCUUCCCGAAACCCGAGGCAUCUCACUCGAAGAAGUCGACGAGCUCUACCGUUCCAAAAUCCCCGCUUGGCGUUCCAAUUCCUGGAAACCAUCCGGCCACCACGCAGCCCUCGACGCUAUCGAAGGCGGUACCGACCCUCGCCGGACGCAAAAGACUGGCGCUGGCGCGGGCGAAGAUGCACCGGGGCUUAUUGGUGGGGUUGGUGGGGAUGAGAAGAAGAAGGAGGUGGAUGAGCAUUUGGAGCAUGCUCCUGGGACGGGGGCUGGGUACGAGAAGCAGAAGCCGCUUCAUGUGGUGUGAGGUGGUACGAUCGAAAUGAGACGGCAGAAUAUCUGCUCUGUUUGUAGCGGUUACUAUUGUCUCCGUAGCUGUAUCUAUUACAAGAAUGGUGUUGAAUCAUGUAUCCAUGUGCCAUAAAGCUUGAUCGGAUGGUGUGUUGUCGAGAGGCUGAUAGUAAUCGAUGAGGCACACAGAGGAGGAGACUUCAAGUAACAGGAAACAAACACCAUCAUGGUAACGGUGUGCAGUACAUCUCCAGCACAGAAAGUGGGACGCAGAAG
Molecule: messenger RNA, 2113 nt
Organism: Cryptococcus amylolentus CBS 6039
Lineage: Eukaryota; Fungi; Basidiomycota; Tremellomycetes; Tremellales; Cryptococcaceae
Exons: 12
Coding region: 291-1853 (520 amino acids)
Biological process (GO): carbohydrate transport; transmembrane transport
Cellular component (GO): plasma membrane
Molecular function (GO): carbohydrate:proton symporter activity
Source: RefSeq, a predicted model, not a curated record